Amoebophrya sp. A25 is the source of this 334-nucleotide messenger RNA. The record is from the annotation of a GenBank genome assembly. NCBI's taxonomy places the organism in Eukaryota, Dinophyceae, Syndiniales, Amoebophryaceae.
GCAGAAAUUAUCUUCUGCGACUAGUACUAGUACACAAGCAGCAGUUGGAGUGUUUAGCAAUCUCACGUUUCGGGAAGAGACGGAACGGAUCGAAAGCGAGACCUCCUGUCCGGAUCUAGUAGUCACCACAAGUGGUAAACUGGUGGAACACUUUUAUCGCGGCAGUCUGGCGAGUCGCAAAAUAGUGACGAAUUUGCGACACUUCGUGAUCGACGAAGCAGACAGACUUCUCUCGUCGCAGAUGGAACAUCCUUCGUGGCUUGACGUUUUACGAGACAUCGAACGGGCUAAGGCAACAGGAAUUAGGGAUUUUGGAAUCGAUAUCGAAGUCGUG